AUGGUCACCUUUCACCACCCUGUUGUCGCCGUCUCGCAUGGGCCCGGUCCGUUGUGGCUUCUCUCGUCAGGCUUUGCCGGCAUGAACAACGCUAGUCUUCCAGCUCGUGCACUAACGACUACGUUUGAAAAGCUGUAUCCUAACGGAACAAACCUACCCAAGCGCAUCUUGUGUAUUUCUGCUCACUGGGAGUCCGAGAGCAGUGGGUAUGAAAUUUCCAGCGCCACUGAACCCGGCAUGAUUUACGACUACCACGGGUUUCCCAGUGAAGCUUACGACGUUGUUUACCCUGCAAAUGGUGAUCCCAUUUUCGCGAAAAGGGUGAAGGCCGAGCUUGAAAAAAACAACAUCAAGGCAAAGCUUGUGGACCGUGGCUUUGACCACGGCGUAUUCGUGCCCAUGCUUCUAAUCCGUCCCGAAGCUGACAUCCCAAUCGUUACCAUGUCGAUUAACUCACGCCUAGGUAAUAAGGUGCACUUUGACCUUGGGAAAGUCAUUGCAUCUUUUCGUGACGAAGAUACGCUAAUUCUUUGCUCUGGACAAGCUACGCACAAUUUACGGGCUGGCGGCGACCAGAAUAGCCCGGUUGUAGAUUGGGCCUCGGCAUUCCAAGGUUGGUUGGACAAAACACUCACGAUGGACUCUAAUCAGUCCUACAGCCAACGUAAGGACGAGAUUACCAACUGGCAUGAUGCUCCUGCUGCGAGACUCGCACACCCAACGCCGGACCACUUUAUUCCGUUUGUCAUCGGUGCUGGCGCGGGCAUGGAGGAGAGCAAACCCGAAGCGAGUAAAGUGUGUAGCGGGUGGGGAAUGGGUCAUAUGUCGUUUACCACUUAUUCCUGGGGUAUUGAGCUCUAA
Peronospora belbahrii is the source of this 861-nucleotide messenger RNA. The record is from the annotation of a GenBank genome assembly. NCBI's taxonomy places the organism in Eukaryota, Oomycota, Peronosporomycetes, Peronosporales, Peronosporaceae.